GUGCUUCUGACAAAAAAACAAGAAAAACAUACAAACAAAAACACCAAAAAGAAAAAAACAAACAAUAAAAUACACCAGAGAAGCCGAAACAUGGAUUAUUUAUAAUGAAGAAGCCUAAGCAAAGGUUCCCUUGAGCUUCAGCUCAGGAUACAAACGAAAAAUAAAUCUUUAAAUUGUAUCUGCAUUUUUUUUCUGUUGUUUGUUGAGCAGAUUUUUGCACAACACAGUGGGUGGGGCAAGGAUCAAACAUACACACAAUUGGAUUAGUGUUUUGUUUAUUCGGGAACCCUUUGAAGAACACCACCACCCACAAACUCUCCCCCACUGGCGCGUCUCGUCGCGUGACGCGUUCCGUUGCGUCGGGUUAAUCGCUCGUGUUUAUCGGUCGCCGAUAGUAAGUCGUGUAUCUUUAAUCGCCAGCCACCAUGCCGAAGAUCUUCCUGAUUAAGAACCGCCUGCAUCAGCAGCAACAGCGCCUCCUCGAAUCACAGAACCUGCUGCAGCACAAGAGCCAGGACGAUGAUCGAUGCCUGGUGCCACCGCUCAGUCCACAUGGCUCUGGCACACAGCACUCGCCCUCGCCCUCGCCAUCGCCAUCGCCCGCACAUCCCCAUCCCGAGCCACAGGGUCAGGGUCAAACGUCAUCGCCAUUCCAGCAGCAGGAUGACCAACAGCCACUGAGUCUCACGCGAAAACGCUUCCACCAUCGCCGUCACUACUUCGGACAAUCGCGUCACAGUCUCCCGAUAGACCAUGGACUCAAUCAAAAUCACAAUCAAAAUCAAAACUCACCGGUAUUGGAUGUCUUACACAGCACAGCAGCAAGUGAAGUUCAAAAUGAAAAAUUUGGUUGCUUGAGGCCGGCAGACUUGUUGCAGCGCCUGAGCUGCACCACCACCAACCACACCACCACCAGCAACAUAGCCACAACCACACCCACACCUACGCCCACACCAAUACCCACGCCCCCCGCAUUAGCCACAAAAGACUGCGACGAGAACUCUCCAGAAAAAUCCGUAACAACAACAGUAAGCAGCAGCAGCAUACCAAAGCAGCCGACGCCGCAGUCGACGGCGGCAGAGAGGAGCAACAGCGAAGUAUAUGUAGAAGAAGAGCCCAAUAUAAAAGCGCAAAAAGAAGAUAAGCAAAAAGAGCGCCCAUUAGUAGAGGCGGCUGAAGAAGAGGAGGAAGACGGCGACGUUGACGUUGGUAUUGAAGCACCUCGCCCGCGCUUCUACAACACAGGCAUCGUCCUCACGCAUGCACAGCGGAAGGAGUACCCCAAGGAGCACCAGCAAGAGCAGCCGAUCCUCGUCAGAGCCAGAAAAGAAAAGGAACAUCACUCGAAUGUGGACUCUGACACAGACUCAGAUGACGGCUGCAAGUUGAUUGUAGACGAGAAACCCUUGCUGCCCGUUGACAAGCCGCUGUCGCUGCGUAUGCGCAGCACCCCGCCCCCCGCAGAGGAGCGUCCCAGUCCACCGCCCCCAAGGGAACCGACGCCCGCUGUCCGCUGCAGCGUGAUCCAACGCGCACCACAGACCACGACAGCAGCCGUAGCUACUGCAGGUCACGCCGACUCCCCGCAUCAUCAAUGUCAGAAUCAGCAUCCGGAUCAUCAAACGCCCCAAAGAAGCGUUCUAUUGCCCAUUAGUGCCCUCGAUCUUGACCAACUGGGACCGGAGCAGCAGGAACCCAUUGACUAUCACGUGCCGAAGCGUCGUAGCCCUAGCUACGACAGCGACGAAGAGCUGAACGCCCGUCGGCUAGAGAGAGCGCGCCAGGUGCGCGAGGCCCGCAGGCGGAACACGAUCUUGGCAGCCCGCGUACUGCUGGCCCAGUCUCAGCGCCUUAAUCCACGCCUGGUGCGUAACUUGCCCGGCAUAUUGGCCGCAGCCGCCGGUCACGGGCGUAGCAGCAGCAGUUCCGGUGCAGCCGGACAGGGCUUUCAGUCGUCCGGCUUUGGCAGCGGCAGCAGCUCGGCCGGAUCGGGCAGUGGACAGAACGCCAGCGGUGGUGCCGGUUCGCCGGGAGGCGGCUUUGGAGGUGCCCUUGGCGGCAGCGGAGCCGGAGGCGGUGGCAUGGGCGGAGGCCGUGACGGACGAGGCAACUACGGUCCCAACUCACCCCCCACGGGGGCUCUGCCACCAUUCUACGAGAGCCUGAAGAGUGGCCAACAGAGCACUGCCAGUAAUAAUACAGGCGGAAGUCAAACAUCCGCAGGACACGGGGCAGGCUCCCAAGCAGUCUUUAACGGAAAUCCCAACUUUCUUUCCAUUCAGAACGCUGCUGCGGCGGCCUACAUUAUGUCAGCGGGAGCAGGAGUCGGCGGAGGUGGGGGAGGAGGCGGUGGCUACAUCAAUUGCGGAUCAAACGGAGCAGGAGGAGGAGGUGGAAAUGGCAAUGGCAAUGGCACUGCAAAUGGAGGUGGAGGUACGGUUGGCGGUGGUGGAGCCGCAUCUGCUGCAGGUAUCGAUGGUAAUAACCUUUUGAACUUCGCUAGUGGCUUGGCCAGCAAUCCUAACUAUAACGAAUCCAAUUCCAAAUUCCAUAAUCCAAACUCAACGAUGGGUCAUCCCUUUUACGGUGGUAAUCCCUCAGCGUACGGCAUUAUACUCAAGGACGAGCCUGACAUCGAGUACGACGAGGCAAAGAUUGACAUAGGCACCUUUGCACAGAACAUCAUCCAGGCGACGAUGGGCAGCUCCGGGCAGUUCAAUGCCAGCGCCUACGAAGACGCCAUCAUGUCAGAUCUCGCCAGUUCGCAGUGCCCCAACGGCACUGUGGAUCCGCUGCAGUUCACGGCAACGCUUAUGCUCAGCUCCCAGACGGACCAUCUGCUGGAGCAGCUCUCGGAUGCCGUCGAUCUGAGCUCGUUCCUGCAGCGGAGCUGUGUGGACGACGAGGGCUCCACCAGUCCGCGGCAGGACUUUGAGCUCGGUUCGACGCCCUCCUUGACGCCCGACUCGGUCUCUGUGACGCCCGUGGAGCAUCACCAUCAUCAUCACCAUAGCAACCACCAGAGUGCGAGCACAGCAUCCCAAUUGGAUGCCUUGCACGAAAAUCUGCUGACGCAGUUGACCCACAAUAUGACACGCAAUGGCGUUAACUCUCAGCAGCAGCAGCAACAACAACAACAACAGCAGCAUCAUGUGCAACAGCAGCAACAACACAUACAACAGCAGCAGCAGCACGUGCAGCAGCAACAUGUCCAGCAGCACGUGCAGCAUGUGCAACAGCCGCCGCCUUCGUACCAGCAUGCCACCAGAGGCCUGCAGAUGAUGCAACAACAGCAACAACAGCCGUCGCAGCACGGUAGCUACCAGCAGCAGUCGGCGUUGAUGUCACAGCAGCAGCAGCAGUUGCUUAGCCAGCAGCAACAACAGUCGCACCACUCGCACCACCAGCAGCAGCAGCAGCAACAUACCGCCGCCUACCAGCAGCACAAUCUGUAUGCCGCCCAACAGCAGCAGCAACACCACCACCAGCAGCAACAGCAGCAUCACUCGCAUCACCAAUUCCAUCAGCAACAGCAGCAGUCGCAUCACUCUCACCAUGUGCACCACCAUGACAACAGCAACAUGUCGCUACCAUCGCCCACGGCAGCGGCUGCUGCUGCCGCAGCGGCCGCCGCUGCUGCUGCCGCAGCAGCCGUGCAUCUAGCGCGUCCCAUGAGCAGCAGCAGCAGCUCCGGUACAAACAGCAGCAGCAGCAACAGCAGCAUGGACGCAAAUGCAGCGGCAGCGGCUGCCGCCGCACUGCUCGACACGAAGCCACUCAUUCAAAGCCAGGAGCAACCACAGCAGGAGAAGCAACAAAAGCUGCUGAAGACAAAGAAGCCAACGAAGCUGUCGAGAGGCAGGUCCAGGAAGAUGCCCCUUCCAAUGGUACCCAAGGAUAUCGAUUGCCUUAUGGUCAAGGAAGAUAUGGAAGAAGUAAAAGAAGAGGUGUCAGACAUAGACUAUGAUCCUGUAAGGAACGAGUGCAGCAACGGAGCAGGAGGCAGCAAGCUGAGUGGUCGGGCCAAAGCCGUGGCGUAUGGCUCCACGAUGAUCACCCUUGUAUCGACCAUGAAGCCAUCGCCGGAGGUGCCAGCUACACGAACAGUGCAUCGCACCACAUUGCGUUCGUUGGCCACGGCGGCGGCUGCCACGGCCGCUGGCCUCUGUGCGCCAUCGACCACUGUAUCGGUGCUCAGUCAGAGCAAGGUGUUGCAGCGGCGUUUGGGCCUGCCUCCGGAUCUACAGCUGGAGUUUGUGAAUGGCGGACAUGGCAUCAAGAAUCCAUUGGCUGUUGAGAAUGCCCAUGGUGGCCAUCACCGGAUACGCAACAUCGAUUGCAUUGAUGAUCUCAGCAAGCACGGACACCACUCCCAGCAGCAACAGCAGCAGCAGCAAUCGUCCCCCCAGCAGCAGCAGCAGACACUUCAGCAGCAGCAACAGCAAUCCCUCCAGCAGCAACAUCAGCAGCAGCACCAGCAUCACAGCAGUGCCAGCAGCAAUGCCAGUAGCCAUGGCUCUGCUGAUGCCCUCUGCAUGGGCGGGUCCUCGGCCAGCCAGGCCGGGGAUGAUUCUGGGGUCAAUGGAAAGUUCGUUUGCCGCGUGUGCAUGAAAACGUUCUCGCUGCAGAGGCUUCUCAAUCGACACAUGAAGUGCCACUCGGACAUCAAGCGUUACCUGUGCACAUUCUGUGGCAAGGGAUUCAACGACACCUUCGAUCUGAAGCGGCACACACGCACCCACACGGGCGUCCGACCGUACAAGUGCAAUCUGUGCGAGAAGAGCUUCACACAGCGCUGCUCCCUCGAGUCACACUGCCAAAAGGUGCAUAGUGUCCAGCAUCAGUAUGCGUAUAAAGAGCGUCGCGCCAAGAUGUACGUAUGCGAGGAGUGCGGCCACACGACCUGCGAACCAGAGGUGCAUUAUCUGCAUCUGAAGGAUCUGCAUCCGUUCUCGCCGGCGCUUCUUAAGUUCUACGAUAAGCGGCACUUCAAGUUCACCAAUUCGCAGUUUGCCAACAAUCUGCUCGGACAGUUGCCAAUGCCUGUCCACAAUUGAGUUGUGGAUCGUCAACAGUUAGCCCUUAGAUCCCCAACUACAACUACCAAACCCCGACCAUGUGACUUUGAAGUUUUCUGAAAACUGCCUCCAAGCCCCACCACAAAAACACACCCAUAUACCUCUUUGCUAUAGCUAUGGCGGAGAGGAAGAGAAAGUUAAAGGGAGGAAGAUAUAUGGAGAUUAUAAAUUGCACUACACAAUUUUUGUAUAUUUUUUGCCUAGAUUUAGAUAUAGUCGAUGAUAUAAACAACACUUUGCUGUGCAAACAAUCGCUCUAACUCUAAAACGCUCUUAAACAUUUGUUUAACAAUUUUCGUUUUUAGUUAAUGAUGAAAUUCCGCCUUUGGUUGUAUUAUAAGUACUCUCUCUUUU
Messenger RNA from Drosophila guanche, 5432 nucleotides. It is a transcript of the gene ovo, whose product is annotated as transcriptional regulator ovo. The transcript is spliced from 5 exons. Gene Ontology annotation, biological process: epidermal cell differentiation; regulation of transcription by RNA polymerase II. The coding region runs from base 426 to 5057 and encodes 1543 amino acids. Lineage: Eukaryota; Metazoa; Arthropoda; Insecta; Diptera; Drosophilidae. Gene Ontology annotation, molecular function: RNA polymerase II cis-regulatory region sequence-specific DNA binding; DNA-binding transcription factor activity, RNA polymerase II-specific. The record is from RefSeq and is a predicted model, not a curated record. Gene Ontology annotation, cellular component: nucleus.